Messenger RNA from Fimicolochytrium jonesii, 1391 nucleotides. RefSeq lists its product as uncharacterized. The record is from RefSeq and is a predicted model, not a curated record. Gene Ontology annotation, molecular function: metalloendopeptidase activity. Gene Ontology annotation, biological process: Notch signaling pathway; membrane protein ectodomain proteolysis. The coding region runs from base 174 to 1283 and encodes 369 amino acids. Lineage: Eukaryota; Fungi; Chytridiomycota; Chytridiomycetes; Spizellomycetales; Powellomycetaceae. The transcript is spliced from 7 exons. Gene Ontology annotation, cellular component: plasma membrane.
UGGUUUACAGGCGGGUGAGGAAGAGCAGGCACGGCGCCGCUCAACCCGGGACGACACAAACGAGCGACGGGCCAUCUGAUACGGCGAGUGAGCCAACGGAGAUUGCUGGGGAAUGGCGGUCCCUCAACUUCGAAAUCGUUCCUUCUGCGUCGGGAGGCGACGAUGAAUUUGAUAUGAUCACGUACAGCGAUGAUGAUGUUACCGACCACUUCAAUGGCACGGCUACCUGCGGGACUGUCGAGCCACCCGUAAUGGGGUCUGUUCCGGACCCUUUCUUUCAGAACUCGUACGCCGAUCAGAUGAUAUCAUCAGCGAAUCCGGACGAUGGAACGGCGGAGACAGAUUUCAUCGACGAAGUUCGAGAUGGGUGUGAUGCUGAGGGUGGGAACUGCCAUCCGGUGUCGUCCCUCCACAGACGAGCGGUGGUGUCCGGCAAAGGGAGAGACUGCCCCAUUGCCGUGAUUGCGGAUUACAAAUUUUAUAGCACUUUUGGAGACGAUUCGGAAAUGGCCGUCCUAUCGCUCUUCAACGAAGUUGACAGUAUUUACUCCCAGACCGUUAACGUCCGUACGCCCGUGAGCUAUAUCUACGUAGUGAAGAACGUAACGGAUGCAUCUGGAUUCGGAAAGCCCGCUGCCGAUGCCGAGUCAUUGCUUAGUCAGCUGGCUACGGCAGUUGCAGGUCGUAAAAUACCGAAGCUACCGACCAACGUAUGCUUGACCCAUCUUUUGACUGUACAAGACUUCAAUCCGACAUUGGGCCUAGCAUAUGUAGGCAAGCAGGGGAUGGCCGGUGGCAUUUGUUCAGGCGGCGGCUACAACACUGGCAUCUCAACGCCCAUGUACGGAACCAAGCUCAUCGCUCGCUCAACUUACAUCACGACGGUGACGCACGAACUCGGCCACGGGAUGGGAUCAGCUCACGAUACGCAGCACCCUACGCCUCCGGGAAACCCAGCGAGUUGCAACCCUGCACAGCCCUACAUCAUGUAUCCUUCGGCUUCCACUUCCACCAACUGGAGGACGUUCUCCAAUUGCUCACUGUACAGUAUCGGGGCAGCACUGAACUCUAUUGCUAGUUGCUUCAUAACCCGUAAUUCAUUAAAGGGCCUUGCUGAGAAUAGUACCGCGGAUGUAUGGUACACAGAGAAGAUCAAGUCCCGUACGUUUCAGAUGAAGACCAGUGUAAAGUUGCAACGGGCCUGGCGAACACGCCCUCCGGGGGAUACUCUGAUUGUCCUUUGGCCAUGCCCACCUCCUACGCGUGCAAUCUUGUCUGCGUGAAUCCUUCGAACCCCACUCGGUGUCUUGUGUUCCCUGACGCCCAAGGCAGGCUUCGGAACAAGACGGACGGAAGUUUAUGCGGGGCCUUCAACGACCAAACGCAGGUGU